AUGCUUUCUCGCUUGGCUUCAGUGCGUCCAAUCGGCUGUCUUCGAAAACUUUCGUCAAAGGGACAAGAAAAAACGAGCAACAUCGCCGAGUACAAAGUGGUCGAUCAUGCCUACGACGCGGUUGUUGUUGGAGCCGGUGGAGCGGGCUUGCGAGCGGCCAUGGGCUUGGCUGAAGGUGGAUUAAAGACGGCUGUCAUCACGAAACUCUUCCCAACUCGAUCACACACAGUCGCUGCUCAAGGAGGAAUCAAUGCCGCGCUUGGAAACAUGAAUCCUGAUGAUUGGAGGUGGCACUUCUACGACACUGUCAAGGGAUCCGAUUGGUUGGGUGAUCAGGAUGCGAUUCAUUACAUGACACGCGAGGCUGCGAAAGCUGUGAUUGAGCUGGAGAACUAUGGAAUGCCAUUUUCGAGAACUACCGACGGCAAAAUCUAUCAACGAGCUUUUGGUGGUCAGAGCAAUGACUUUGGACGAGGUGGACAGGCUCAUCGAACCUGCUGUGUGGCUGAUCGAACUGGACACUCGUUGUUGCAUACACUUUAUGGAGCAUCACUUCAAUACGAUUGCCGGUAUUUUGUUGAGUACUUUGCUCUGGACCUGAUCAUGGACAAGGGAGCUUGUGUUGGAGUUGUGGCUUUGUCGUUGGAAGAUGGAUCGAUUCAUCGCUUCCGCGCAAAGAACACCGUUUUGGCUACUGGCGGCUAUGGGAGAGCGUAUUUCAGUUGCACCUCGGCUCACACAUGCACUGGAGAUGGAACGGCGUUGACGGCUCGAGCUGGAAUCAACAAUUCGGACAUGGAAUUUGUGCAAUUCCAUCCAACUGGAAUUUAUGGAGCCGGUUGCUUGAUCACUGAAGGAUCACGUGGAGAAGGAGGCUUUCUCGUGAAUUCUCAAGGAGAGCGUUUCAUGGAAAGAUACGCUCCGGUGGCCAAGGAUCUUGCUUCACGAGAUGUCGUCUCUAGAUCGAUGACUUUGGAGAUUAUGGAGGGACGUGGAGUUGGACCCGAAAAGGAUCACAUCUACCUUCAACUACACCACUUGCCAGCUGAACAACUCGCCCAACGCUUGCCGGGAAUCUCCGAAACGGCCAUGAUCUUUGCUGGUGUCGAUGUGACAAAGGAGCCAAUUCCCGUUCUUCCAACCGUUCACUACAACAUGGGUGGAGUGCCGACGAACUGGAGAGGUCAAGUCUUGCAGUACACAAAGGAGAAAGGCGACCAAAUCGUUCAAGGACUCUAUGCGGCCGGAGAAUGUGGCGCUCAUUCGGUUCACGGUGCGAACAGACUCGGAGCCAACUCUCUUCUGGAUCUUGUCAUCUUUGGAAGGAGUUGCGCGAACACCAUUUUGCAAGAAACCAAGCCCGGUGUUGGAGUACCUGAUUUGCCAAGUGGAGCUGGUGAAGCGUCUGUGUCAAACAUUGACUCAAUUCGUCACAGCAAUGGAGACAUUCGCACGGCGGACCUUCGUCUCCAGAUGCAAAAAUCUAUGCAAAAGCACGCAGCCGUCUUCCGUCGAGGUGACGUCUUGAAAGAGGGAAUUGAGCUCUUGAAGGGCUACUACAAAGAUCAAAAACGAUUACACGUGAAGGACAAGGGUCUCAUCUGGAACUCCGAUCUUGUGGAGACGCUUGAGCUGCAAAACUUGUUGAUCAACGCCUCGCAAACGAUAGUCGCCGCCGAGAAUCGCAAGGAGUCACGUGGUGCGCACGCGCGUGACGAUUUCCCGAACCGGCUCGACGAAUUGGACUACUCGAAACCACUUGAUGGGCAAGUGAAGAAGGAAUUCGACGAUCACUGGCGAAAACAUACGAUUAUCAAUCAGGACACGGAGACUGGUGAGGUAAAACUCACGUAUCGCCCUGUCAUCGACGUCACUCUCGACAAAUCCGAAACUGACUGGGUACCGCCAAAAGUUCGCUCAUAU
Mesorhabditis belari is the source of this 1923-nucleotide messenger RNA. The record is from the annotation of a GenBank genome assembly. NCBI's taxonomy places the organism in Eukaryota, Metazoa, Nematoda, Chromadorea, Rhabditida, Rhabditidae.